Molecule: messenger RNA, 2631 nt
Organism: Closterium sp. Yama58-4
Lineage: Eukaryota; Viridiplantae; Streptophyta; Zygnematophyceae; Desmidiales; Closteriaceae
Source: the annotation of a GenBank genome assembly
AUGUGGUUCACGCGUCAAGCAAUGUCGCCGGCCUUUCGGCUCGGCUCGCACCUCCCUUUCGCCGUUGCGCUGCUGCUAUCGUUGCAGAUUCUAGGGUUGUGGACCUCGGCAGCUGUCGCGCAGCAUCGAACGGUGCACAAAUGGGACGUGGAUGCGCUGAUCGCGAUGCGCAAGGCGUGGGGCAACCCGGCAGCCCUGCAGACGUGGCAGGGGGAAGACCCGUGCCUGGGGCAGUGGCGGGGCGUCACGUGCACCGACCGCACUGGGGACAGCUCAGAAAAGCUCUACGUGAAAGCGCUUGAACUUUCCGGCAUGCGCCUGUCAGGGCCGCUCUCGACCAAGCUGGGAAAGCUCCUGAAGAUCGAGAAGAUCGAUUUGUCCAACAACCGCUUUUUUGGUUCCAUUCCCCGAGUCAUUGAGAACCUGCGAGGCCUGCAGCACCUGGACCUCUCGUUCAACUUGAUAACCAGCAACAUUCCUUCAAGACUCAAGUUCUGCCAGAAGCUCACAUACCUCGACCUAUCAGCCAACGAUCUAAACGGCACCAUCCCUGCCACCCUCGCACACCUGACCAACCUGCAAACACUCGACCUGGGCACCAACGAAAACCUCAACAGCACCAUUCCACCGGCCCUCACCGCUCUCAGCUCCCUGCAAGACCUCACGAUUAGCGAGUGCAAUCUGAACGGGCAAAUUCCAGAAGACAUUGGGAACCUUGCGGGACUAACUAAGCUAGCUUUGGAGGAGAACAGCUUGGAGGGGUCGAUUCCAGACUCCAUUACUCAACUCACCAACCUGCAGCACCUGUCGCUGAGUUUCAACCAUCUCAACGACACGGUGCCAGAAGGGAUCGGAGCAUGCACCGCCCUCACCACUCUCAUGUUGGAUCACAACAAUCUCACGGGCAAGGUGCCCUCUGCCAUAGCCUCGCUGCCCAAGCUCACCUACCUGCGCAUGCAGUACAAUCAGUUCUACGGCGCCCUCGGGCUUGAGUUCAAGGAGCACCUGAACGCCUUCAAGAACAAUCCGCAGCUCUGCGUCAUGUUCACAAAUGACGGCCGGUGCCGGCCAGUGCCAGUGGACCCGCCGCCCCUGCCGCCCGUGAACAGUAUCGUGCGCAAGCCGUGCGCAGUGGGGCAGGUGCAGCUGUGUCACUGCGACAACGGAUGGCCUGGGGAGAGCGUGUGCCUGCCUGGAGAGGGAUACGCUCCAUGCCAGUGCCGCGAACAGCACUUUGACGCGCAGGGAGAUGACGACCUGUCACCUGCAUGGAUCGUGGCGCUCUCGCUUCUCGCAGCCACCAUGCUCACAACGCUCCUCCUCUCCUGCAUCUACUGCAUCCGCAACCGCGCCCACAACAAGCGCACCGGACAGACGGGCUGGGGCUGGAGUGCUUCCAGCAAGUCCAGGGCCUACCAGCACCUAUCCGUACCGCCAACAUCUGCCACCACAUUCUCCCAGGCGCUGGACCCUGACGAUGCCUACAACGUGGCAGCAGGGGUGCACCCCGCGUCCUCUGCUUCUGCUGCUGCGGCCUCCUCUGGCCGUACUGGCGCCACCUCCCCCUCGCCCUCUGCUGCCAUGGCCUUCGCAAUGAAGUUCGGCCGCUCUAUGACUGUGGGCGCCUCGCAGUCUCUCAGGCCAUUCUCACUGGAGGAGCUGCAGCUCGCAACGGGCAACUUUUCUCCGGAUCACCUCUUUGCCCAGCGGGAGCACAGCCUGCUCACUUACAGGGGCAUGCUGCCAGACCGCAGCUUCAUAGCGGUGGCUCAGGUGGACGUGCUCAACUCUGAGCCCCGAGAGACCUUUGCGGCUGCACUCGAUGUCUUCGCGCGCAUGCAGGCCGGAGGGGCUGCAGGGGGAGAGGGGGGAGGGGGAAAUGGGGAUGGGAGCAUGCUGCUCAAGGUGUUGGGGUUCUGUGCGGAUUACCUGAGAGGCAGCCGCAUGAUUGUGUACUCUCUCCCUCCUGGUGCUGCCACGCUCGAGACGUACCUGCACGACUCGUUGGACCGGGUGCUGCCGUGGAACGUGCGAGUGUCCAUCGCAAGGGACGUGGCGGAGGGUUUGCGCUUCCUGCACUCCCUCAACCCGCAGAUGACCCACCAGGACCUCACAUCCACAUCAGUGGUGGUGGCACAGGACUCAACAGCAUAUCUCUCCGACUACUGCCUUCAAUCCCUCGAGCUCCUCGCUUCCAAGCCCUCUGCCAUGCCCGCUUCCUCCGUGGCACUGGCAGCAGGAGCAGUGGCCCCCGAGCUGGCAUGGGUGCAUGAGAGCACGGCGCGCACUGACAUGUACGCCAUGGGCGUGCUGCUGCUGGAACUCAUCACCGGCAGGAGGCCGCUUGACCCCUCCCUUCCUCCCAACGAGCAGUCUCUCGUGCGCUGGGCGAAGCCGAAGCUGUUGGACCGGGCUAAGGUGGAGAACAUGGUGGAUCCGAAGCUGCAGGGGAGCUUCGCCCUGCCGGCCCUGGUGGAGAUGGUCAAGCUCGCCGCGCGCUGCCUGCUGCCGGACCCCGAGGUUCGGCCCACUGCAGCGGCGGUGGUGGAGGUGCUCGAUGCACUCGUGGUGCCGGGCGCUGGGGAGGAGUUUGGCAGCGGAGGGGCCUAUCCUCACCGAAAGGAUGUGUAA